Chaetomium globosum CBS 148.51 is the source of this 606-nucleotide messenger RNA. RefSeq lists its product as uncharacterized. The transcript has 5 exons. Bases 1 to 606 code for a protein of 201 amino acids. Gene Ontology annotation, biological process: protein dephosphorylation. Gene Ontology annotation, molecular function: protein tyrosine phosphatase activity. NCBI's taxonomy places the organism in Eukaryota, Fungi, Ascomycota, Sordariomycetes, Sordariales, Chaetomiaceae. The record is from RefSeq and is a predicted model, not a curated record.
AUGUCGGACCAACUCUCGGUGCUCUUCGUCUGUCUCGGCAACAUUUGUCGGUCGACCAUGGCGGAGGGCGUGUUUCAAUCGUUAGCCAGGAAAGAACCGUAUAGCGAGCUUGUAGGAAAGAUCGAUUCCUGUGGGACAAGUGCUUACCAUGUCGGUGAUGGGCCAGACGAGCGGACAAUGGCGACUCUCGAGGACCACGGCAUCACCAACUAUGUGCAUUGUGCUCGGAAGGUCGACGCAUCAGACUUCGACAAGUUCGAUUACAUCUUUGCCAUGGACCGAGGCAACCUCGCCGACCUGGAGCGCAUUCAGCGACGCAAGCCCAGCAGCAAGGCAAAGCUCAUGCUCUUCGGCGAGUACUCUGGUACCGGUAAGACCGAAAUUAUCAGCGACCCGUACUACGGUGGCGUUUCGAGCACCUCAGCUCUUUGGCCAGGCUCGAGCCGGGCAUGCCGGAGACGAUGGGGUGCGGGAGCCAUUCAGCCCCGCACCAUGCCCCUGAAUAGCCUCAGCCCUACGGCCAUCUGGGUGGCCCAAGACCGGCAGGCCGCCGGCAUCUCGGCCAUGGAGCAGGCACGGCGGAGUUCCAUCCCAGCUCUCACCUGA